This is a messenger RNA of Funneliformis geosporum, 176 nucleotides long. NCBI's taxonomy places the organism in Eukaryota, Fungi, Glomeromycota, Glomeromycetes, Glomerales, Glomeraceae. The record is from the annotation of a GenBank genome assembly.
AUGAAUAGAUUGAUGAUAUUGAUUGAUAAAUUAGAAUCAGAUAAACAAGAUGCAUUAGAUAAUAUGAUUCAAACACAAGAACGACAAAAAGAUCGACAUAAUGAUCAUCGAAUAUCUGAAAGAUUAAAAAUUGGUGAAAAAGUGUUAGUCGAAAAGACAUGGAAACGACGUGAUAU